Molecule: messenger RNA, 342 nt
Organism: Staurois parvus
Lineage: Eukaryota; Metazoa; Chordata; Amphibia; Anura; Ranidae
Source: the annotation of a GenBank genome assembly
GUGGGCACAGGUGGGUGGCACUGGUGGGCAGAGGUGGGUGGCGCUGGUGGGCACAGGUGGGUGGCACUGCUGGGCACAGGUAGGUGGCACUGCAGAGUGGCACAGGUGGGUGCACUGCUGGGCACAGGUGGGGGCACUGCUGGGAAUGGGUGGGCGGGGCUAGUGGGCGCACAGCUGAUCGGAACUUGCGGGGGUCACUGCUGGGCACCGAUCAUCAGGGCACUGAUCAUCAGUGCCCUGAUGAUCGGUGCCGAUCCCCGCUCUGACAACUGCCGGUUCUCGGCAGUACUUUCCUCACGAUCUGACAGCGUGAGGAAAGUGCAGCCGAGAACCGGCACUUGC